AUUACUGUCGUUGGUUGUUUGUUGUUUACAUUUGCUUCCUAACCUAAAUGAGAGCCUAAAUCCUCAAAUUGUUGAGGUUUUUUUAAACGAUCCCUGGUUACUGCUACCAUGUCAAUUAUCGAUUUGGAUCCACAUUUCAUCAGAUGCGUAGGUCUGAUGUAUGAGAGUCGAAAAUUGCGAAAAGGGGACUCUGUGCCCUUGCAAUAUAUCCUGGAAGAGGCCAUUUUCCAAAAAACUGGCUCAGCUAAGGAUUACACAAACUACUUUCAAACUCAGCUCGCGCCAAGAGAGAGUGAAGAGCCUCUCAUUGUGAAUGUCUACGAAGAUGAUGGUAGAUUCAUUGCAUCCGAAUAUAUAAGCCUGUUUGGAGCGUUAGAUAUUUUAGGGAAUGACUCGGACAAAGAUUUGGAACUGGAUCUUUUCAAAGAUGAUUUAAGUUGCGUGGUUUGUAAUAAAAUGGACGUCGGAGUAAGAAACCGACUUCUUGAGUGUAGUGAUUGUCAUGCUUUGUAUCACCAAGAGUGUCAUAAACCUCCUGUGAGUGAGGAGGAUGUUGUAAGCUCUUGGGUUUGCUCAAAUUGCAAAAGCAUUAGCGCUAAGAAAGCUAAAACUGUUGAAAAGGAGCACAAUUCUAAAAGUUCUUCUAGUUCAAGGUCUGACAGUCACCGACAUGGUUCUUCACAUAAGUCUUCUAGUGACAAGUACAAAUCAAGCGGCAAAUCAUCUUCCAGCAGUUCGAAGUCCUCACCUAGUCAUUCGUCCAGAUCUGAUGAUAAAAAAUCUUCAAGCAAGAGCAGCAAAAGUUCAUCCUCAAAACACUACUCAGAAAAGCGAAAACAUGACUGACCUCUCAAAAAAUCUGAUCAUAGAACCGUUAAGCUGAAACUAAAAUUUUCGGACUUUGAUGUAGUUAAAGAAAUCAGUGUUAGCCCCAAAAUUGAUGAUUGAAAUAUGUAUAGAAAUUUUAUAGAAUCUUAAAAACCGGGUUCCUCAUUUAGCAAUACACUGCAUCUCACGUUAUAGAAACCUAAUAACAAACACAUUGUGUAACAUUUUAUUUUGUCUUUGAUAUUACAUUGUCUUAUCUGAAUUAUUCUAUCUAAAAUAAUCCUUACUUUGCUAGUCAGUAAUAAGUACUAUCACAACAAUUUUAUUUAUGGAUUGGCCAUUUUAUUUUGGAAUUUGGCAUCUUGGAAAGUACAAAUUUAUAUGUAAAAGACAUGGAUUCCACAAAGUGGCGGUGAAAAGUAAUAAUGAAUUGCAUCAAAAAAAUAGUUUUAACAAUACAUAUAAGAAAAAAUUAUUUUAUUCAAUCAUUUUUCAAUCAAUUUUUAUUGAAAAAUUAGCAAAUUAAAACCGUACUCAUAUUAAUUUAGCCACAUUUGCUACAUAAAUCCCUAACUUCGUAAUUUAACAUGUUUUAGUAUUGACUAGAUCUAGCAAAAGGUAAUACUUUAUACUUAUUCCUCUAUUCUCAACGCGAUUAUGGUUGCAUUUUUCAAAAUAAACUAUUAAGACGA
Messenger RNA from Dendroctonus ponderosae (mountain pine beetle), 1520 nucleotides. RefSeq names its product integrator complex subunit 12. Lineage: Eukaryota; Metazoa; Arthropoda; Insecta; Coleoptera; Curculionidae. The coding region runs from base 109 to 846 and encodes 245 amino acids. The transcript has 5 exons. The record is from RefSeq and is a predicted model, not a curated record.